AUGCCUUCCGCCACAGCUCCUGAGCGGCACUUGCCCGCUAAACACAACCCCAUGAUGAUGGAGGAUGUGCCGGCCUACAACGAUCUCGUCGCGCGCCGUCGCCUCGGUCAGACCCAGCUGACGGCCAAGAUGGUGAACCUUGCCGAAGGUGACGGUGCAGCUCUGGGCGUUUUCGACUACGCUCAUCUCCGCGCGCCGCUGCCCAAGGGAAUCGUCUCCGGCAUCUUCAAAUCCAGCCCCAACAGCUACUUCCUCAUGCGCCGGAGCCACGACGGCUUCGUCUCGGCCACCGGCAUGUUCAAGGCCACCUUCCCUUACGCCGAGGCCGCCGAGGAAGAAGCCGAGCGCAAGUAUAUCAAGUCGCUUGCCACCACCAGCCCCGAGGAGACGGCCGGCAACGUUUGGGUUCCUCCCGAACACGCCCUGGUUCUUGCCGACGAGUAUGGCAUCGCCACUUGGAUCCGAGCUCUGCUGGAUCCUGCCAGCAUUGCCGUCUCCAACACCCCCGAUAGUCCUCCCAAGAAGAUCGCUGCCCCUCCGAAAUUCGACCUCUUCAGGGCUCACCCCCAGCUCGCGCCUCCCACCCCUACUUCUCUGCCCCGCAGCACCCGAUCUCGCCGCUCUGCAAGCCCGGCCAAGACGACGAUUCCCAGACCGGUCAGGUCCCCCCGAAAGCGCAAGGCCAAGGCCGAAUCGGUUGAACCAAGGGAAUCGACGCCGACCCUCGGCACCGCGACCAAGCUCGAGGUGAAUGGUGUCAUUGACGAGGACCAGGAUGCCGAGGCCGAAGUGAAGCAGACCGUCAGGACCAUCAAGAUGGAGCCCGCCGUUGUCUUGGAGCCCAGGGAGGAGGACCCUAAGGCCAAGGUGGUCGUCGACCAAGACGUCAAGACCGAAGAGGACGGAAACGAGACGAAGCACACUGCCGUAUCACUAGAGCUUCCCCUGCUGAGCUCGGCACCUCCGACUGCCGAAGAGACUGCGCGCAUGAUUGCCGAGGCCAAGCGGAUGGUGGAGGCUGCUGCGGUCAAGUUGGAGGACGGUGUGAACAGCCCUAAAGCCAAGAAGGGCAAACGUGGGGCGGAAGACAUCUCCAAGGGAGACGACGAAGAUGAGGAGAAGGACGCGGCGGCUGAUUCUGCGGACGAGCCACGCGCGAAGAAGGCCAAGACGGCCGAGGUUCAGGUCAAGAAGCUGCGCGUGCGGAAUCGGGCUCUGUUCGGCCUGAGCGCCGUGUCACUCGCUGUUGGGUAUGCGUUUUCCUUCCUGCGUCACGUUUGA
Molecule: messenger RNA, 1281 nt
Organism: Colletotrichum higginsianum IMI 349063
Lineage: Eukaryota; Fungi; Ascomycota; Sordariomycetes; Glomerellales; Glomerellaceae
Product: KilA-N domain-containing protein
Exons: 2
Coding region: 1-1281 (426 amino acids)
Biological process (GO): meiotic attachment of telomere to nuclear envelope; mitotic telomere tethering at nuclear periphery
Cellular component (GO): nuclear membrane complex Bqt3-Bqt4
Molecular function (GO): DNA binding
Source: RefSeq, a predicted model, not a curated record